AUAAGGUUGUUAUUUAGUGACCUUAAGUCUACUGUUCUUCAACAAACAAAUUGGACAGUGAAUCUUUCUUCUCUUUACAGUUUUUCAUUUCAGAUUCCAUACAUGACUUUGAGUUUUUAUUCAGAGUUCGGGUCCUUUUACCCACAAACCCAACAAGAAAUUGCAACGGAACAUCAGCUUUUUGCUUGCUACGACAGUAAUUUCACCUUUUCAGAUAAUUCCUCGAUCAGCAGUUUAUAUGAAUUUGAUGAUCAUAACAAUGAGCUCCUUUACUCAUCAGAUAGCUACACCAAUCUUCUUCCUUACUUUUCUUCUCCUUCAGAUUCUGUAAUUUCCCUCUCACCUGAUAUUGUUCCUCUUCAAGAUUUUCAAGAUUCCUAUCACCUAUCGCACUACCAAAAACGACAAUUUGAAGAAUCCUACCACCAGUUGUACUACCCAAAACGACAGAAGAGCUUAGACCAGUGCCAUUCAACUGUCUCACCUAGUUUCUUUGACGGGUAUGUCUCAAAUCCCGAUUUGGCAGUAGUACUACCGGAGUUCUCGCCCGAAAUUCCAGUAGCAUCGUUAGAACUGCCAAAAUUUGAGGCUCCAGCUUCAGCGACUUUUAAUGUAGGUAGAAGCGAUACUGAUGAGAGUAAUGUGAAGAAACCGAGCGUGUCUGCACAGAGCAUUGCGGCGCGCGAGAGGAGAAGGAAGAUAACACAGAAGACUCAAGAGCUUGGAAAGUUGAUUCCAGCAGGGAAUAAAAUGAAUACUGCUGAAAUGCUUCAAUCUGCUUUUAAGUAUGUCAAGUUCUUGCAAGCUCAAGUCAAAGUCCUUCAACAUAUGGAAUCAAUACAAAAGGAAAGGAAGGAGGAUUUGCAAACACAUGAUCAACUACAAAUUCUUCUUACAUCUUCAACAAUUCAAGAGAAGUUGUGCUCACAAGAGAAAUGUUUGGUGCCAAGAGAGGUUCUUGAAACCAUAGCAAAUGAUCAAGAAUUAAUUCAAUCAACACCGUCCAUUAUCGAUGAGAUCGACCAGUUGCUGAUGGGAACCAAUGGCUGACAUGAAUUUGUAUAUAAAGAAAUUUUUGUUCAGUCAAGAGGGCUCAUUUUUGUUGUUCUGAUAAGUAGAGGCUUUGUUGUGUUUUAAUUAGCCACGUGUUAAUUAGGUGCUAAUUGUCAAUUGUUGUUAUUUUUCCCUAAUUUUAGCUAGUUGCUAAUCUAAUCUAUUUCUUGUAAAUUUCUUAUUUAGCAAGGAAAGGAUAGAUUUCCAUUUUUAAAUUGUAAUUUGUUGUUAUUACAUGAAUAAUUGUCUAUAUAUGAUA
Jatropha curcas is the source of this 1312-nucleotide messenger RNA. Its product is annotated as transcription factor bHLH53. Gene Ontology annotation, biological process: regulation of transcription by RNA polymerase II. The record is from RefSeq and is a predicted model, not a curated record. NCBI's taxonomy places the organism in Eukaryota, Viridiplantae, Streptophyta, Magnoliopsida, Malpighiales, Euphorbiaceae. Gene Ontology annotation, cellular component: nucleus. Gene Ontology annotation, molecular function: protein dimerization activity; RNA polymerase II cis-regulatory region sequence-specific DNA binding; DNA-binding transcription factor activity, RNA polymerase II-specific.